This is a messenger RNA of Chelmon rostratus (copperband butterflyfish), 1059 nucleotides long. It is a transcript of the gene nkx2.4a, whose product is annotated as NK2 homeobox 4a. Gene Ontology annotation, cellular component: nucleus. The record is from RefSeq and is a predicted model, not a curated record. NCBI's taxonomy places the organism in Eukaryota, Metazoa, Chordata, Actinopteri, Chaetodontiformes, Chaetodontidae. Gene Ontology annotation, biological process: regulation of transcription by RNA polymerase II; cell differentiation. Gene Ontology annotation, molecular function: RNA polymerase II cis-regulatory region sequence-specific DNA binding; DNA-binding transcription factor activity, RNA polymerase II-specific. The coding region runs from base 1 to 1059 and encodes 352 amino acids. The transcript has 2 exons.
AUGUCGUUGAGCCCAAAGCACACAACGCCUUUUUCAGUGACAGAUAUUUUGAGUCCAAUCGAGGAGACCUACAAGAAGUUUAGUGGCAUGGACGGCGCAGGGAACCUAACCUCUCCACUGGGAGCCUACCGACAGCCUCAGGUGUCUCAGACCGGCAUGCAACAGCACUCCAUGGGCCAUAACGCCACCGUGGCCACCACUUACCACAUGCCGCACACCGUCUCCCAGUUCUCCCACAGCGCAAUGGGGGGAUACUGCAAUGGAAGCAUUGGCAACAUGGGAGACCUCCCGUCGUACCAGGAAAGCAUGCGGAAUAGUGCAGCAGCAACAGGGUGGUACAGCGCCAACCCUGAUCCCAGAUACUCCACAAUUUCUAGAUUCAUGGGACCUUCCACAGGUAUGAACAUGACCGGCAUGGGGGGUCUCACAGGAAUGGCGGACGCCACCAAAUCCAUGCCAGCUCUCCACGCUGCGCCCAGGAGGAAACGGCGCGUCCUGUUCUCGCAGGCUCAGGUCUACGAGCUGGAGAGGAGGUUUAAGCAGCAGAAAUACCUAUCGGCGCCUGAGAGGGAGCACCUGGCCAGCAUGAUCCACCUGACGCCGACCCAGGUGAAGAUCUGGUUUCAGAACCACCGGUACAAGAUGAAGCGCCAGGCCAAGGACAAGGCGGCGCAGCAGCUACAGCAGCAGCAACAGGACGGUAAUCUGUGCCAACAGCAGGCGCAGUCCCCGAGGCGCGUAGCCGUGCCAGUUCUGGUGAAGGACGGUAAACCGUGCCAGAACGGCUCAAACACGCCGACGCCGAACCAGCAACAAGUACAACAGAGCCAGCAACAAAGCCAACAACAGAACGGGGCCGGAGUUGUGCUCGCAUCCACGACCAGCAGCCUCACCCAGCAUCAAAGCCAGCAGCAGGUGAACGCUUUGGAUCUGGAGGAGAUGUCGCCCAGCCCCCCCUCACUGCACAGCCAGCUCAACAUGGCCCAAAUAGACACAUCUGCUGUAGAUUACACCAGUAACAUGGUCAGCUCAAACCUCCUCUACGGCAGGACGUGGUAG